GCGGAACCUUUGGCUCCGGUGUUUGUUUGCGCACGGCUUGUUUACGCCGUCGGGCAAAAAUAAUGAACGCUUUCCUCGUUCUCAUUUUAGUUUUGUCGUACUUCGUUUGGAUCAAAUGCAUUUACCGUCGACACCGGCGGUGUUUUGCCAAGUCGGUCAAGUAUCUGAGGAAUUCUCUACUGAGCACAGCAAAGUCAUCCCUCGAAUCGCGCGCAGACGGCGCGGACAUUAGAGCGUUGAUCGUCGCCGCGCACCCAGACGACGAAUGCAUGUUCUUUGCGCCGACGAUCUUAAACCUCGUGGAAUUAAAGGCGUGCGUUCACUUGCUGUGCUUAUCUCAAGGAAAUUAUUACAAUCAAGGAGCCGAGCGUAAAAAGGAACUUGUCAACAGCUGUGCGGUGUUGGGGAUACCAGCCUCCAGGGUCACCAUAGUAGAUCACAAAAAUCUUCCAGAUGACCCCAACGUAGAAUGGCGCAUCCCGUUGACCUCAUCUCUUAUCAUGAAUCAUUUGAGAGCUCACUCCUUCAACAUGGUGCUGACAUUCGAUGGAAGAGGAGUGAGUGGCCACCCUAAUCACAUAGCCAUCCACAAAGCAGUCAGACAUCUCACAUUCACUGGCCAGGUACCUGAUGACUGCUGCAUUCUCUCUUUGGUGACUGUUGGCCUUCUCAGAAAGUACCUCUCCUUUUUGGAGCUGCCCCUCUCUUGGCUACUCCCCUCACGUUUUUGCUGCAUUGUGGGAUUAGACGGCUACAGGCGUGCCAAGGAAGCCAUGUUGUGUCAUCGCACACAGCUCCUGUGGUUUCGCCACCUCUACAUCUUCUUUUCACGUUACAUGUUUGUCAACACAUUCCAGAUGAUCCCGCAGGGUCCGAAGAACCUGAAGAUUUAUUAGUCCCUAUCUAGAGUUCAUGCAGGUGCA
Messenger RNA from Lampris incognitus (smalleye Pacific opah), 923 nucleotides. RefSeq names its product phosphatidylinositol glycan anchor biosynthesis, class L (gene pigl). The record is from RefSeq and is a predicted model, not a curated record. NCBI's taxonomy places the organism in Eukaryota, Metazoa, Chordata, Actinopteri, Lampriformes, Lampridae. Gene Ontology annotation, cellular component: endoplasmic reticulum. Gene Ontology annotation, molecular function: N-acetylglucosaminylphosphatidylinositol deacetylase activity. The transcript is spliced from 7 exons. Gene Ontology annotation, biological process: GPI anchor biosynthetic process. The coding region runs from base 63 to 896 and encodes 277 amino acids.